CGGUUGUCGGUGCUGAGGCGCGCGGGCGGGGGAGGGAGGAGGAGGAAGAGGCAGGAGCCCCUGCCGCCGUUGCGCAGAUCCGGGCUAGAGCUGAGGAGAGGGCGAUCGGAGCGUGUGACCUUCCGGAGGAGGGAGCGCAGGCCCAGGCUUCCUGAGGCGAACCGACCGCCGCCAUGAACAGCUCGGGCGCCGAUGAGAUCGGGCAGGGGACGGCUCCUCACGGACUUUUGGGCCAGAGGCAAGAGGAACCGCUCGCCCCCAACCCCGAAGCCCGGUGAAGACAUGAGAAGCAGCAGAGGAGACAGCACAAAAAGCUCUUCGUGGGUGGCCUGGAUUGGAGCACAACACAAGAAACGCUACGCAGCUACUUUUCCCAGUAUGGAGAAGUUAUAGACUGUGUAAUAAUGAAAGAUAAAACAACAAACCAGUCUCGAGGUUUUGGGUUUGUCAAAUUUAAAGAUCCUAACUGUGUGGGAGCAGUACUGGCCAGCAGACCUCAUACAUUAGAUGGCCGAAAUAUUGAUCCAAAGCCAUGCACACCCCGGGGAAUGCAGCCGGAGAGAACAAGGCCAAAGGAAGGAUGGCAGAAAGGACCUAGGAGCGAUAACAAUAAAUCAAAUAAAAUAUUUGUUGGUGGGAUCCCUCACAAUUGUGGCGAGACUGAGCUCAGGGAGUACUUCAAGAAAUUUGGAGUGGUCAGUGAAGUUGUAAUGAUCUAUGACGCAGAGAAGCAGAGGCCCCGAGGUUUUGGAUUUAUUACUUUCGAGGACCAACAAUCAGUGGACCAGGCUGUCAACAUGCAUUUUCACGACAUCAUGGGCAAAAAAGUGGAGGUCAAACGGGCCGAACCUCGAGAUAGUAAAAGCCAACCUCAAGGACAGCCGGGAACCAACCAGUGGGGAAGCAGGAUUGUGCCAAAUGCUGCUAAUGGGUGGGCGGGUCAGCCCCCUCCUACCUGGCAACAGGGUUACAGCCCACAAGGAAUGUGGGUGCCAGCAGGACAAGCGAUUGGUGGAUACGGACCGCCUCCCACAGGAAGGGGAGCCCCACCUCCUCCCCCACCUUUUACCUCGUACAUAGUGUCUACGCCACCAGGAGGAUUUCCACCUCCACAGGGGUUCCCUCAGGGUUAUGGCACCCCUCCUCAGUUUAGUUUUGGCUAUGGGCCCCCACCGCCUCCACCAGAUCAGUUUGCCCCUCCGGGAGUGCCUCCUCCACCUGCUACUCCUGGGGCAGCACCACUAGCUUUCCCACCACCGCCAACUCAGGCAGCUCAGGACUUGAGUAAGCCUCCAACGGCCCAGCCAGAUUUCCCUUAUAGCCAGUAUGCAGGUUACGGACAAGACUUGAGUGGCUUUGGACAGGGUUUCUCAGAUCCCAGCCAGCAACCUCCCUCCUACGGAGGACCCACGGUACCAGGAUCGGGUGGCCCACCUGCGGGAGGAAGUGGUUUUGGACGAGGACAGAACCAUAACGUUCAAGGAUUUCACCCUUAUAGACGCUAGCCCGGCUCGAAAUCAGGGAAUUCUGUCCACAAUGGGAUAUCUGGUACCAGCUGAAACCGGGAAUUCCAAACUUGGGAACUUGUGACAAUCACAUGAUGGAAAAAACAACAACAACAACCUAAUGUUUCGUUUGGGGGGUAGGUUGGGAGGUUGGGGGGAAGGGGGGGCGGAGGAAAGCAAAGCUGUGGGUGUUUGGACUGCCAUUUUUAAAUCUCUUCCUUUCUCUAACCCAUCAGCACAAAAUAUAUCACUGGUUCAAACUACAGGGUUUUAAAGAAAAGUCUUCAGCUUUAAUUCAAAACUUCAGGUUUCUUUUUUUUUUCUUUUUUUUUUUCUUGGUUUGUUUCCUUUGGAAUUUUUUUUCCUGAGCCUUUGUUUUACUGAAUAUUGUAAACUUUUAUGUUGAAAGAAAAAAAUAUACAUUUACAGAUUUGUGAAAUUUUUAAGAUAAAUUUUCUACUAUGUAUGCUGGUUUAUUUUUUAAUUUAAGACAGGGUUUCCGUUGGCAUUGGUGGAAGCAAGGGCCGGUUUUCACCCCUUCUCCUCGCUGUUGGGGCUGGAGCCUGUUGGUCCAGAGACUCUGGGAGUUUGAAAAAGAAAUCUACUGAGUGUGUAUAUGUUUGUGUUACCCGACUCUCUAAUCGGUAGCAUCUCAGCUGCAGAUGUGUUGAUGCACGGGGUCACUUAUGGAGCACGGCGUUUUGAUCCGGGCUUUUAAAGCUUUCAAAUCCGGUUUGUGGAUUUCAUUGGGGGUUAACGGAGGCCUUGUUAAAGAUGUAGAUUUCCCUCAGGCAAAAGGUUUUUGGUGCAUUUUGCACUAACCAGUGAUUACCCCUGGUUUGAAUAAAGAGAAGUACAUUUGGAUUAGAAACACAA
This is a messenger RNA of Tachyglossus aculeatus (Australian echidna), 2381 nucleotides long. RefSeq names its product DAZ associated protein 1 (gene DAZAP1). Gene Ontology annotation, molecular function: RNA binding. Bases 405 to 1505 code for a protein of 366 amino acids. The transcript is spliced from 13 exons. The record is from RefSeq and is a predicted model, not a curated record. Lineage: Eukaryota; Metazoa; Chordata; Mammalia; Monotremata; Tachyglossidae. Gene Ontology annotation, cellular component: cytoplasm.